AUGGGCAACCGCAAGAAGCGUAAUCAUGUGAUUCGGGGUUCCAAGAAGAAACGAAAGGUUGUUUGCACUUGGCAGCGAGCUCGAGUCGAGAUUGGGGAAAUUUGUCCUAGGGCUGCUCUGUCAAUUCAGAAAACAUCUCAGUUAGUAGGGACAGUGAUAGCAGCCUCAGUCUACUUUGGAACAGCAUGGUUUCUUCUCGAGUCAAUUGAGAACAUAUGCGACACGGAUAAACUUCCAGCCGACAGCCCAUGGACAUGCCCGGGCGACGACGUCUUCUACAACGCGUCCAUCAUAUGGGGACUCGUCGGCCCGGUGCGAAUGUUCGGGAAACUAGGUCUCUACUCUGCUUUGAACUACUUCUUCAUUGCCGGCUUCUUGCUGCCCGUUCCUUUCUGGUGGCUUUCUCGUGCCUUCCCCAAUCAGAAGCUGCUCAAGUAUGUCCACAUACCGGUCAUUCUCGGAGGCGCCGGCGGCAUCCCCCCCGCGCACACGGUUAACUAUAUCACGUGGGGCGCCGUGGGCAUCUUCUUCAACUACUACAUUUACAAGAAAUACAAGGAAUGGUGGGCGAGGCACACGUACGUGAUGUCGGCCGCUCUGGAUGCCGGCAUUGCUUUCAUGGGAGUUCUCAUCUUUUUCUGCUUGCAGUACCAUGACAUCAGUGGAAUAGAUUGGGUGGGAGGGGAAGCAAGUGACUUCUGCCCACUUGCAGGUUGCCCUACUGCCCCAGGAGUGGUAGCCAAAGGAUGCCCAGUAAAAGCAUGAUAGAUGAUUACUAUUUCCUAUUGAUUUUAUCUUAUUUGGUGAUAAGCUUUGCAAGGUUCAUUGUUUUAGUAA
This is a messenger RNA of Phalaenopsis equestris, 837 nucleotides long. RefSeq names its product oligopeptide transporter 5-like. The record is from RefSeq and is a predicted model, not a curated record. Gene Ontology annotation, molecular function: oligopeptide transmembrane transporter activity. NCBI's taxonomy places the organism in Eukaryota, Viridiplantae, Streptophyta, Magnoliopsida, Asparagales, Orchidaceae. The coding region runs from base 1 to 765 and encodes 254 amino acids. Gene Ontology annotation, biological process: transmembrane transport. The transcript has 3 exons.